AUGGCCAAGAGGUACAUUGGGAACGACGAUCUGAGAAAACACAACAAACCUGGAGAUCUAUGGAUCGCGAUUCAAGGCAAGGUCUACGACGUUUCCGAUUGGAUAAAGUCUCAUCCCGGAGGCGACACGGUGAUUCUGAAACUCGUUGGUCAAGAUCUCACUGAUGCGUUCAUCGCAUCCCAUCCCGAAACCGCCUGGCACCACCUGGAUAAUCUCUUCACCGGCUACCACAUCAGAGACUCCGAAGUAUCCGAGCUCUCCCGCGAUUACCGCUGCAUGGCCGCCGAGUUUCGAAAACUCGGACUCUUCGAAACCAAAGGCCACGUCACCCUCUACGCCCUAUCCUUCAUCGCCGCCAUGUUCGCCGGCGUCCUCUACGGUGUUUUGGCCUGUACCUCCGUUUUCGCCCACCAAACCGCCGCCGUUCUCCUCGGUCUCCUCUGGAUCCUGGGCGCUUACAUAGGCCACGAUUCAAUCCAUUACGUCAUCAUGACGAACAAAUCGUGCAACAGAUUCGUUCAGCUACUCGUCGAAAACUGCCUCACCGGAUUCUCCAUCGCGUGGUUGAAAUGGACUCACAGGUCUCAUCACACCGCCUGUGGCAGCCUCGAUCACGAUCCAGAUCUGCAACACCUCCCUGUUUUCGCCGUCUCCACCAAACUCCACCACCGCAAACUCACGUCCGAUCCAGUCACUCGAUUCUUGAUCAGCUACCAACACUUUACUUACUACCCAGUCAUGUGCUUAGGCAGAAUCAAUCUCUUCAUCCAUACAUUCCUUUUGCUCUUCUCCAAGCACCAAGUCACUGAUCGUGCCCUAAACCUUGUCGGAAUCUUAGUCUUCUGGACAUGGUUCCCACUCUUGGUCUCUUGUCUACCAAGCUGGCCAGAAAGAUUCUUCUUCGUCUUCACAAGCUUCACCGUCACGGCGCUUCAACACAUCCAGUUCACACUUAACCAUUUCGCUGCCGAUGUCUACGUGGUCCACCCAAGGGCAACAACUGGUGCGAGAAGCAAGCAGGAGGAACGAUAA
This is a messenger RNA of Thlaspi arvense, 1032 nucleotides long. Lineage: Eukaryota; Viridiplantae; Streptophyta; Magnoliopsida; Brassicales; Brassicaceae. The record is from the annotation of a GenBank genome assembly.